Cylicostephanus goldi is the source of this 690-nucleotide messenger RNA. NCBI's taxonomy places the organism in Eukaryota, Metazoa, Nematoda, Chromadorea, Rhabditida, Strongylidae. The record is from the annotation of a GenBank genome assembly.
CUUGAUCAUCUGAAUUUACGGCUCUAUGAGGACCAGAUCACCGCACUUCUUGGUCAUAAUGGAGCAGGAAAAACCACUACCAUGUCCAUACUCUGCGGCUUGUACUCACCAACCUCUGGAACAGCUACUGUUUAUGGCUGGGAUAUUCGGAAAGAAAUUCAGCGAGUUCGAGAUCUACUGGGAGUUUGUCCACAGUAUAAUGUGCUGUUUUCACAUCUGACCGUGGCCGAACAGCUAAGGCUUUUUGCUGCUUUGAAAGGAACCCCAGAUUCUCAGCUUGAUCGGGAAGUCGAGGAAAUUCUAACUUCUGUAUCGCUUACUGACAAAGCUGAUGCACUCGCCAGCACACUUUCAGGUGGUAUGAAGCGUCGCUUGAGUAUCGGAAUCGCUUUGGUUGGUGGCUCUCGCUUUGUGAUUCUGGACGAACCUACAGCAGGAGUUGAUGUGAACAGUCGAAAAGAAAUCUGGACGUUAUUGCAGAAUAACAAGAAGGGUCGUACGAUACUGCUCUCAACUCAUCAUAUGGAUGAAGCUGACAUCCUUUCCGAUAGAAUAGCCAUUCUUUCUGAAGGUCGCCUCAUCUCACUUGGAAGCUCGAUAUUUUUGAAAAACAAAUUUGGAGAGGCCUUUCAAGUCUUCGCUUGCAAAAAUGUACGCGUAAAUUUCCAAAAUCAUUUUUGCAUUUGUUGA